CUGGCUCUUCCGGCAAGUGCAAGUGGGAGGGGCAGCAGCAUUUGCCAUGGAGAAGAUUGCAGUGUCCAUGUUCCUACUCCUGGUGGCCAUCUCUCACACACUAGCCAAAGAGAUUACGCCCAAACCUGGAGCAAAGAAAGAGGAGAGCCGGCCCAAGCUGCCCCAGACCCUCUCCAGAGGCUGGGGUGAUAACCUUUUCUGGACACAGACAUACGAAGAAGCCUUGUACAAAUCAAAGACCAGCAACAAGCCCUUGAUGAUCAUUCACCACUUGGAAGAAUGCCCACACAGCCAAGCUUUGAAGAAAGUGUUUGCAGAAAAUAAUGAGAUCCAGAAACUGGCGGACAAAUUUGUUCUUCUCAACCUAAUUUAUGAAACCACUGACAAGCACCUGUCCCCUGAUGGCCAGUACGUCCCUCGGAUCAUGUUUGUGGACCCAUCCUUGACAGUUAGAGCAGAUAUUACUGGCCGAUAUUCUAACCGACUCUACGCUUAUGAACCUGCUGAUACUCCACUGUUGCUUGACAAUAUGAAGAAAGCCCUGAAGUUACUAAAGACUGAACUGUAA
This is a messenger RNA of Trichosurus vulpecula (common brushtail), 568 nucleotides long. It is a transcript of the gene AGR2, whose product is annotated as anterior gradient 2, protein disulphide isomerase family member. Gene Ontology annotation, cellular component: endoplasmic reticulum. Bases 47 to 568 code for a protein of 173 amino acids. NCBI's taxonomy places the organism in Eukaryota, Metazoa, Chordata, Mammalia, Diprotodontia, Phalangeridae. The record is from RefSeq and is a predicted model, not a curated record. Gene Ontology annotation, molecular function: dystroglycan binding. The transcript is spliced from 8 exons.